CUCCAUCCCUCUAUAUAGGCGGGGGUACAGGCGGUCCCUGCAGUCGCGCUUCUUCUCUCGCCAGGAUAACCUCCCUGUCUCGCACCUCACAGGCUUGCUUCCAGACAAAGGAGUCCAAAGUCACUAGACAACUUUCAAGACAUGAAGCCUAGCGCAGCAGUGUUGGCUGAGUGUAGCGCAGUGCUCUGCAUGCUACUGCUGCUCUCUGAUGUAGCAUCUACUGCACCCGCUCCAUAUGACUAUGAUAGUGUGAGGGACCUGUACGAGGUGCUGCUCCAGCGUGAGGCUAUGGCGGAUAAUUUGCUGAACCAACACAGGAUUGUCCGGAAGAACAACCGAUCUCCUUCCUUAAGGCUCCGCUUUGGACGCCGCAGCGACCCUGCUAUGUACCAGGGAGAGAGGGCCAUGAUGAGUCUGGAGGGACCGCUGGACAACUAGAUGACAACACAUCCAUAGCAACAAGCUCUUUGGUUGUAGUUGUUUACCAUAAUUUGAUGUUGUAACUAUAGCCUAAUAGUAUAAUAUACCAUUUUAUUGCAUAGAUUUACGCCAAACUUUUGAUUAACAGAUUUAUUAGUCUUACUUUCAAUGAUUAUUGAAUAAUUUAAAUAUAAAACCCAAAACAGCUAUAAAUUCAAUUUUAAAGCGUACAAUUUGUUUUAGCCAAUAGUAUGUUCAAACUUGAAAUACUCUACAGCCCUUUAAGCCAUUCAUGGUUACUAAACUCCUUUUUGUAUAUUGAGUUUUCAAGGCAAAUUAAAAUUUGACUUAAUAUUUUAUUACUGUAUGUAAUUACGUUAACGGCAUGUGAAAAUAUGUAUUCUGUAGAAUACUUAUAAUUCUGUUCAUUGCCCAAAUUCAAGAGGGAAAGUAUUACAAAAAACGUACUUUCUACUAAAAACUCAACGUAAUGAAUGCCCAACGUCACUCUAACAGAGCCAAACACAACUCUAGGUACAGCGUGCUUGUCUAGGUUAGGUUGUGUUAGAUUAGUGUAGGUUAGGUUAGAAUUAGUUAGGUUAGGUUAGAUCAUAGGAUUUGUGUACUUUAAAUUAUAAGUUACCUGGUGACAAGUAUUUGCCUAGGUUAGGUUGUGUUAGGUUAGUUUAGGUUAAGUUAGAUUAAAUUGGAUUAGUAUAGAUUAAAUUAUAAGACAUCAAAUCGUAAACUUUUCAAAAACAUACAAUUUUACAAAAUAAAAUUACAAUUCAUACAAUACCUCACAAUAUCAAGGUAAAGCGUAUUACACUAUAAAACACAUUAUAAUUUUAUCCUUUUCCAAUAAUGAUAUGUAAAUCUAUGGGAUGCCAAAGUAUUCUAUAUAAUGCAAAACUGCCGCUAACAUUUACAUACUGAAAACUCAUUUUUACGUCUACUUUUUAUUACCUCCAGUAUUUGUUUUGGAUUUAUAGACACCUCUUUCUUUGGAAUGUUAAUUUUGAUUAAGAAACACUAUUUAUUAUUAAUUUUGAAACUAAGACACUUUUUAGCUGCAUAUAUCUACCCCCUAUAAUACCUAUAAAGCUAUAUUCUUUAAAGAUAUAUUAAAAUCUUUUUAUUUAUCAACAAUUUUGCUAGGCACCAUUAAUUUUAGGCUAUAUUUGAUAAACAACUUUCCGAUCGCAGUAUUAUAUGUUAGAUAUAUAAUUAUAAUACAUAUUUAGUUACAUUAAAAUAAGUUUAAGCUCGCUAAUUUAGUAUAAUGGUAUAUUAUACUACAGUUAGAUUAGGCAAUUGAUGUAUUUUUCAAUGAAUGUCCAGUAAAAGUUGUCAUACUGAUAAAGAGACUUAUUUCA
Homalodisca vitripennis (glassy-winged sharpshooter) is the source of this 1796-nucleotide messenger RNA. It is a transcript of the gene sNPF, whose product is annotated as short neuropeptide F. The transcript has 5 exons. Bases 142 to 438 code for a protein of 98 amino acids. Lineage: Eukaryota; Metazoa; Arthropoda; Insecta; Hemiptera; Cicadellidae. The record is from RefSeq and is a predicted model, not a curated record.